UCCCUUUCCAGAAGAUUUUCUCGGGAAAACUCGAAUCAGGAGAAAGUGAAGUAAUGGAGGAAUCUUUGAAAGCAUUGCGAAUUAGGUUGAAAGCGAGAAAGAUUCUUGUGAGUUCAAGCCACAAUGAACUAGCGAUUGUUGUGGAUCGACUCUUUCUGCGUAAAGAAUCCGAAGGAUAUCAAACCGCGCGAGCUCUGUACGAUCACUGCGUCGCUAAUUUCCCAGAUUGCUUAGCGUUAAAGCUUCUUCAGGUGUAUCAGCCUUCUUCCGAUGGCGUUACAAGAUUCCGAUCGAUCUAUCAACUCUCCGAAACCCUCACCGAUUUGAUUUCUUCCGAUGACUUCAAACUCUCUCUCGACUCUCUCUAUGAAAUCAAAAGGGCUUUGAUUCCGUGCUUGGAGAUGCAAGAAACCGAAGAAUCUGACAUCAAGAUCCUCAGAAGAAUCGUGUCUUGUGUAGCUUACAAUGUCGUGGAGUUGCAUAAAGAGGAAUGGGACGAGCUCGGUGAUUGUAUCUUAACACUGGCGAGUAGCGAACCUGUGAACGCUUUUCACGUUUUUGUUGAUUUGCCAACAGUCUACAAGGGUUUCAUCAACAAGUUUAAGCACAAAAUCUUGGAGGAAGCGAGUAAGGUCUUUCUUGAUCCUUAUAGAGUCGAACAUUGGAGCUUGGCUUUGCAAACUCUUGUUAAAAUGUGGAUUCAUCUGGUGAAUAUAGGGGUGAGGGUCGAGUUGAUUGUUGUGUUAAUGGAUAUUCAGGUUCCCCCUUUUGUGAGUUCAGUAAAGAAGCUAGUUGACAAGGAAAAGGAACAUUUUUUGGUAAAAGGGCUUGAAGAUUUCGAGAGGUUCUUCUCACGAGACAUGAGUCUGUAUCAUUACACUACGGAUCAGUGCCGUUUUGUGUCGACUUUAAUGAGCAAGAUCGAAGGAGUUGGGACUCAUUUGACCAAGGAGGUUGUGAUGAGGAUCCAAAUGCUGGUUACAGGACAGGAAAGUCCAGUCAUCAAACCCCAUGAUGAUGAUCUUAACAAUCGUUUUGACUGUGGCUGGAAUGAUCAUUUGAAGAAUUUAUCUUCGCUGGAAGUCUUGAGAAUCUUUGCGGCAACUGAACUUGAAGAUAGGUCCAGAGAGAUAGCUAUCAGACGGCUCAAGGUCUUACUAUCUGAUCACACUUCAGAGAAGGUGGAAAUAGAUGCUGCAGAGAUAAGAGAACUCCUACCAUUGCUCAUCUCUUGCUUAAAGGAAGGAGUUUCCGACAGUAUGUUCAAAGUCCUAGCUGAGGUGAUGGACGAUGUUACGUAUGAGAUGAUGAUCUGCCAAGAUGAUGAAUGCUAUGAGCUACGCGAUUAUAUUGCAUCGAGUACAACAGAGUUUCAGAGAGCGGUUUGUAUCUUCCAAUGCUUAUCAGUUGAACUUGUUGAUGCAGAUUUUUUGUACCCUGUGAUGGAUAAACUUUUCCCUGAGAUAAUGAAAGGGCUAGAGCCACCAGGAGAGUUGUUGGUAGAUAACAGUUUCUGGGUCUCGGCGUUUACCGGUGGCUUCUGUGCAGCAGCUCACUUGAUAGAGGGCCCAGGUAACAGUGUCGUCGUUAGCACGAUUGCACAUAAGAUGAUAGAUUCUGUAGAAAAUCUUGUUGAAAGACAAAUGGAAGUUGGGCUUGUGAGGAGAGCUUUCAGAGAUGUUGAAACCAUUGUGAAGAAACAGUUGGUAUGGUACAGCACAAGCGAAUACAAAUUCCUUAAGGCUCUGCUUUGGAGACUGUAUUCAAUCGAAGGGAUGAAAUGGGAAAGUAAGAUUGUACUGUGGAGAAUCAACGUGGUAGUCGAGAGAGAUGUGGAAGAGGAGAAGAAAGAGCUACCAAAGGAGGGUGAGUUUGAUUGGUCGAACUUUACAGUUGAAAAGGUUGAAUAGAACACUAGUUUUUUUCUUUUUUGUUGGGUGUAUAGUCUGAAAUUGUGCAGAGUCUUAGUUUUUUGGUGUUUAGUUUGCUUGGAGAACAAAUUUGUAAAGAAAGAGAUAGAUAGAGUGCCGGAAUAUGUACUUAGUUCUUGAAACACUUCAAUAAAAGCUUCCCAUUUUUUCCCUUCACUAAAUACUUUUGUCUUGAGAGUUCACUUGAUGCUUUAACUUGUAACUAUCAGAACAAGUUCUACACUCGGCCUCUGUCUUAAGUACAGUGGCUGUUCCUUUCACUGAAAUUUCUUCCUCCAAUGUAGUAG
Messenger RNA from Camelina sativa (false flax), 2218 nucleotides. RefSeq lists its product as uncharacterized. The record is from RefSeq and is a predicted model, not a curated record. NCBI's taxonomy places the organism in Eukaryota, Viridiplantae, Streptophyta, Magnoliopsida, Brassicales, Brassicaceae.